Messenger RNA from Triticum turgidum subsp. durum (durum wheat), 1023 nucleotides. The record is from the annotation of a GenBank genome assembly. NCBI's taxonomy places the organism in Eukaryota, Viridiplantae, Streptophyta, Magnoliopsida, Poales, Poaceae.
AUGGGCUCGUUGCCGGAGCAGCAGCAGGUCGUCUUCCGCUCGACGCUGCCGGACAUCGCCAUCCCGGACCACCUCCCGCUGCACGACUACGUCUUCGAGCGCCUGGCCGAGCGCCGCGACCGCGCCUGCCUCAUCGACGGCGCCACGGGCGAGACGCUCACGGUCGGCGACGUGCACCGCCUGUCCCGGCGCGUGGCGGCGGGGCUGUACUCCCUCGGCGUCCGCCACGGCAGCACGGUGAUGCUGCUCCUUCCCAACUGCGUCGAGUUCGCGCUGGCCUUCCUCGCCGCGUCCCGCCUCGGCGCGGCCACCACCACGGCGAACCCGCUCCACACCCCGCCCGAGAUCGCCAAGCAGGCCGCGGCGUCCCGCGCCACCCUCGUGGUGACCGAGCCGGCGUUCGUCGCCAAGGUGCGGGGCCUCGCGGGCGUCACCGUCGUCGCCACGGGCGACGGCGCCGAGGGCUGCGCCUCGUUCGCCGACCUCGCGGCCGCCGACGACUCGGCGCUGCCGGAGGCGCCCAUCGACGUGGCCAACGACGUGGUGGCGCUGCCCUACUCGUCGGGCACCACGGGGCUCCCCAAGGGCGUCAUGCUGUCGCACCGCGGGCUGGUCACCAGCGUCGCGCAGCUCGUCGACGGCGACAACCCCAACCUCCACCUCCGGGAGGACGACGUCGUCCUCUGCGUGCUCCCCAUGUUCCACGUCUACUCGCUGCACUCCAUCCUGCUCUGCGGGCUGCGCGCCGGCGCCGCCCUCGUCGUCAUGAAGCGCUUCGACACGGUCAAGAUGAUGGAGCUGGUGGAGCGCCACGGCAUCACCAUCGCGCCGCUCGUGCCGCCCAUCGUCGUCGAGAUGGCCAAGGGAGACGCGCUGGACCGCCACGACCUCUCCUCCGUGCGCAUGGUCAUCUCCGGCGCCGCGCCCAUGGGCAAGGAGCUGCAGGACAUCAUCCACGCCAAGCUCCCCAAUGCCGUGCUCGGACAGGUACAUAUACCUAACCUUUCCUUCCUCGUGCUUUGA